Molecule: messenger RNA, 4754 nt
Organism: Branchiostoma floridae (Florida lancelet)
Lineage: Eukaryota; Metazoa; Chordata; Leptocardii; Amphioxiformes; Branchiostomatidae
Product: nuclear exosome regulator NRDE2-like
Exons: 10
Coding region: 1-3414 (1137 amino acids)
Biological process (GO): RNA processing; regulatory ncRNA-mediated post-transcriptional gene silencing; negative regulation of RNA catabolic process
Cellular component (GO): catalytic step 2 spliceosome
Molecular function (GO): protein binding
Source: RefSeq, a predicted model, not a curated record
AUGAGAGAUAGAUUACAGGCUGGCAGAAACAGUCCAGUCGAGACUACCAGGACCACUGCAGCUGCUACAACCAUCUGGAUUGAGGAUGCCGGCCUGCGACCUGAAAGUGCCUUCAGAGUGGACAAGAAACCCGACAAGGAGAACCUGGUGUACGGUUCCCUGUACCGCCUGCAGCUGGCUAACUACAGACGGUUCGGACAGUCCUGUCUGGGCCUGGGCAAGAGAGAGGGGAUAAGAUGGAGUGAGAAGUCAGGCAAGAAGAGGAAGAUAAAGAGAGGACACGACUCACGAUACUGUAGUGAGAAGGAAGUGGCAAAAGUGCUGCACGACAAGGUAAUGAGGGUGGAAGUCGUAAGGACCAGUCAGGGUAAACCUCAGUCUGAGGUUCAGAGUUCACACUACAUCCCCCUGAACAGGUCAUCUGAAGGGGUCAAAGGUUCUUCAUCAGAAAACAAAGGUCAGCCUGUGUACACCACUCCCACACAGGUGCACAUCCAAGGGCAUGCCUGGGUGAAUGAAACUCAAGUAAAGCAACAGGAGCAAGGACAUGAGAAACAAGAACAGAUGGAGAAGGUGGGAGAGACCACAGAGGAGAAUAUUACCAGGCUCACCGCAGAGUAUAACAGAACGCUCAGGGAAAACCCACACGAUGUGCAGACAUGGUUGGAAUUUGUGACCUUCCAGGAUAGAGCAAUGCAGCACGGACCUGUCACUGUGUACUCUGACUCGGAGAGGGAGAAACGCAAGAAGACUUCAUUAGCAGUGAUGGAGAAGAAGGUUGCCAUCUUGGAGCGAGCUAUUGAGAUGAACCCUUCUCACCCAAAAUUGACACUUCAGCAUCUCAAGUUGUGCAGGGAAUUCUGGGACAAUAAGAAACUCACCAAUCAGUGGAAAGAAUUUGCAUUCAAAUACCCGAACGACCCAGCAGUGUUGAGGGAAUACUUGAUGUUUUCCCAGUCUCACUUUGGUACCUUUACAACAUCCAAAGUGCACACUCUAUAUGGGAAGUGUAUCAGCAAACUGAGAGCCAUUCUGGAUGGAACAUUCAAGUCCCACAAGCCUCUACCACAUACAGAGGGACAAUUGUUAGAGCUGUUUGUGCAGCAGUGCCAUUUCCUGAAGCAGGCUGGCCAUGUGGAGAAGGCUGUUUCCUCUUACCAGGCACUCGUCGAGUUCACUUGUUUCCGUCCCACCACUGUGGCAGAAAACACACCUGUGUCGGGACAGGUGGAGUUCUUCGAGCCGUUCUGGGACAGCAGUGCCCCCAGGGUGGGGGAGGACGGAGCUCGGGGCUGGAGGGCGUGGCAGGAGAAAAAGGAGAAGGGAGGAUGGGAGAUGGAUGUGACAGCAGAUGAUGAAGCGGAUGAAGCAGAUGAGGAAGAGGAGGUUCUGAGCCAGUCAGCAUCCAGGAGUCAGGCCUGGCUGGACAUCGAGAGCGGACGGGAACGGGUGCACUGGUUGCCAUGGAGACCGGACACAAAGGCCGGAGAGACGGAGGAGGACUGUGAGGACCCUGACAGGCUGGUUCUGUUUGACGACGUGUCCGACUGCCUGUUCCAGCUCGGCUCCCAGGGGAGCAGGCUGCAGCUGGUGUUCCACUUCCUGCAGUUCCUGGGAGUUAGGACUGUACCAUUACAUUCUUCACAUAGCUUCCACACGCACAGACAUUUCAAGACUGCCUUAGAGGAGAAGCAAGGUCUGUUCUCUACCAGGGCUGCCCAUCACAGCCUUGGCUGGAUGCCUGCUUGCAGUGGUGCUGCCAGCAUGAACAGCUGGGCAGAAAGUGGGGAACCCAAGCAGAGAGAAACCAAACUCCUGCAGAAGUUUGUGCAGAAUGUGUUCAGCCAGGUGCUGCAGGUGUUCUCAGGUGCAGAACAGCUGCAGCUGGUCCUGGCCUGGCUGCAGCAUGAAGCCUCAGCUGUCCUGACUCUGCAGACUUCGAAGGACAAAAAACAGCUGAAACGUCAGAGCAAGACCGUCCGGAGGCUUGCCAAACGUCUGCUGAAAGAGGACCAGAACAGAAACAACCUGGCAUUGUGGGGGGCUUACGCACAGCUGGAAUGGUUGCUAGGCAACAAGGAGGAGGCUUGCAAGGUGUUUGACACUGCUCUGAGCUCAGUGGGUCAAGGGUCAGCUGAGGACAGGCAGGCAGUGUAUGAGCUGUACAGGACGUACGCAGAGCUCGAACUUGACCUGACAGGAGGAGAUUCAACUGUCCUUAUGAAGCCAUCAGAAGCCGUGUCAGACAGGGAGACGUCGCACAAAGCUCUUCACCUCCUGUGCACACUGGGUGAGAAGGGGAAGUUCACCCCACUGUCAGACCAAGUGGUAUCACCCACUCGAGUCCUGAAGGCCAGAAGGAACUAUCAGCAGACUCUGGAGGAAGAACUUUCUGGCUAUGAGACAGCAGGGUGCGAGGGGGCAGACACCAAACCUCCCCCACCAUGUCCGAGUGGAAGCUUCCUGGUGCACUUGACUGUGUGUUAUGGACUGUUCCAGUACCUGACAAUAGGGGUGCAGGCAUCUGCAGAAGUGUUUGAUGCUGUAUUAUCAACACUUACAAGGUUGUGUCAAGCGUACAGCAAAGAGGAAGAUCUAUUUGACCAGCAUAGGUGUAGGACUUUUAUGGAUUUGGAAUUAUUGACCUCUGCUUACCUCAAGCUGCAGCAGUGCCAUCUAUCAUGCAGUACCGGAUCCCUACAGACUGUCAGAACUGCACUGCAGGGGGCGCUGCUUAUCUUUCCUGAUAACCCGGAGUUUCUCAAAAUGUUCAUCGAACUAGAGUCUAGGUCCCACAUCGCCGGCCGGCUGCGUCGGUACUUUGACCGAGCAGUGCAGGAAGCUGCCACGCCCGUCCCCUUCCUGUUCGCCAUCCAGGCAGAGAUGAGGAGGCUGGAGAUGAUCUCCUGUCAGUCUUCUGUUGUCAUGGCAACCAACUGGGAUGAUGCUAUCAAGAAAGCAGAUGGUUCCCUGUUGGCCCACAUCCCCCAGACAGGCGUGACCCAUCGCAUCAGGUCCCUGUUGGAGCGGGGCUGCACCUCCCCUGCCGCCCGGGGCUGUGUUCUCAUGUGGAGGUGGUUCAUGGCGUUUGAGAUGCAGCAGGGAAACCCUGCCCAGGCCAAGGCUGUGUUCUACAGAGCCCUGCAGAACUGUCCAUGGGCAAAGUUGCUGUACAUGGAUGCAGUGCAGUGGUUCCCUAAUGACCUUCAGGACGUCCUUGACAUCAUGGUGGAGAAGGAGAUCCGAGUCAGGGCUCCGCUGGAGGAGGUGGAGCUGCUGAUGGAGGGGGAGGGGCCACUUGGGCAGGGGGAGGGGACAAUUGGGGAGGGGCCACUCAGAGUGGAGGAGGGAUCACUACGGGAAAGGGAGCAACCACUCAGAGUGGGGGAGGGCCCACUACAGAAGAGGGAGUAGCCACUCAGGGAGGGGAUCAUUCAGGGAGGGGGAGUGGUCAUUCAGGGACGUAGAAGGGCCAGAUGGAUGACCUGUGAUGGUAGGAGACAGGAUCUUACAGAUCUCAUAUAUCUGCAUAAUUCUCUGUACAUAGAACUAUGUCCACUUUGGUCAAUGAUGAAUUGUUUGAAUGUCCAAAAUGUCCAGAACAUUCCUGUCAUUUCUUCCCCACCUCCAUCUCAAUGCCGUUUCCUAAUGGCAAGUGCAGUUGUAGUAGAUAAGGAGAGGUAACAGAGGAUGUGUCUAUUAAUAAACUUGCAGAAGACUGUAAUGUUACAUCAGUGUUUAUUUCACACAUGCUGUGUCACACAGUUUGCAGCAUGAAAACAACAUCUGCAUACAACAAUAUUACUACAUGUCCACAUUUAUGUUUUUAAUCUUUCUCUUUUUUGUUUUACAAGAGAGACUUGUUUUGAGAGAUUUGCUAUCCAACAUUCUACUGGUAGCCUGCUGAGCCAAAUUGUCAGUUUUAUCACUAAGUACACUUUUGUAAUGUCUCUGGGUGAAUCUUUCGAUGCACACAGUGAGUCUAACCAUUCAUAUUAGAUAUGUAUCAGCCGUAAGUCAGUACAUUCUGCCAAACAGGCUUACAACACACCCAGAUGGGGAUUCUGAUUAAACACUAAUUAGUAGCAGCAUGUUGUGCAGACACUUAAACCUAUAACAAGCUAAAACAACCCUCUCAGAUCUGUUUUCUCAGCCUAGAGUCUCUUUAUAGUACAGUGUACAAACGUUGAAGUCUGAAUGUCACACCCACAAUGCUGAACAACUGUUUCUACAGACAGUCAGUGGAUUUAUGAUCAUAAGAUUUGGAAUUGAAUCAUCAAGCAGACCAUGGUGGUACUUUUUUGUACUAAGCAUGGACUGACUGAUAUUUUCACUUCUUUGAAAUAAGGAUAUCAUAUCUACAACAUAAAAUCUGUACAAGUUUUAACACCACGAUUUGCAUCACUAAAUGCUAAUGAUGGACAGAAUGUUGUGGUCCAUAAAAUAAAUUAGAUUUCCACAAGCUCUUAAACUUGCUGUAACACUCUUCAAACACAUAAUGCUAAGCAAAUAUGUUCUGAUAAAUAGUUUAUCUGUUAACAACUUUCAUGCACAUGAUCCUAUAGUUGUUUUUCUUGAUGUUUCAACUACACUGUACAAUUUUUGUUCUCUACAACUUUGCAUUGGCCAUAAAUACUUGGGGACAGUGAAAAGGCUUUUCGUGUAGCAGAUUAUAAGGCAACUCCAAAAUAUUCCUUUGCUCACUAGUUUUCUCAGGGUGAUAUAUGUUGGCAAGGUUGCAUAUGUGAGUCGGG